Molecule: messenger RNA, 1818 nt
Organism: Panicum virgatum (switchgrass)
Lineage: Eukaryota; Viridiplantae; Streptophyta; Magnoliopsida; Poales; Poaceae
Product: forkhead box protein D1-like
Exons: 1
Coding region: 386-1573 (395 amino acids)
Source: RefSeq, a predicted model, not a curated record
UGAUGCUCAAAAAAAAAAACAUCAAGCACGACCUCUAGUAGUACCAUCAAAAUAAAAUCCAGAUAUUUGACAAUAACAAGGCAAUGAUCACGCACGCGUCUCAUUCAACAGCAAUCACCGUCCACCCCCACACCAGCGGCGCCCAACCCAACCCAACCCCCGGCCGUCCCAAACAAAAACCACGGCGGCGCCCCCUCCGAGACGCCGUCACCACACGCACGCCGCCGCAACGGUCCGCACCAGACCACCACCACCACCACCUUUCCAAGUUCCAACCCUUCUCCUUCUCUCCUCUGUCUUGUUCGUUGCCGCCAAGGAGGGAGAAGGAGGGAGCGGGGCGUAGCAGGGAGCCGUACCGAGUACUGACGCGCGCGCGACUCUCGAGAUGGCUUCAGCCGCGGCCGCGUCGCGCCCACCGGCGCCGCCACCGCCACCGCCUCCGCAGCCGCCGGCGCCGGCGGCGGUACAGUGGCUGGGGCCGCGGGUGUCGUUCAGCCUCGAGGACGCGGGCGGAGGAGCAGGGGGGAGGGAGGCGGCUGUGGCGGUGGCAACGGCGGGAGGGAAGGCCGGGCCCAGCGCCGGUGCAGAUUUCGAGUUCCUCCUCGGCGGGUGCGCGGCCGCGUCCAUGCUCCCCGCCGACGAGCUCUUCUCCGGGGGCAAGCUCGUCCCGCUUCGCAUCCCCGCGCCGCCGCCGGAGGAGGAAGCGGCGGUGGGGGCGGCGGCGGCGCAGUCGACGGCUCUGCCACCGAAGCACGCACAGGCGCCGGUCUCGGCGUCGGUGGCGGCGCAGCAGCCGGAGGAGGCGAAGGGCGUGGCGGUGGUCGGCGGCGAGGAGCCCAAGAUCCCGGCGCGGAGGUGGCGGGAUCUCCUCCGGCUACGCAAGCAGCAGGCGUCGUCGGGGUCGGGGUCGGCGGCGGCGAGUGCGUCGUCGGAGCCGAGGCCGCUGCGCCGGUUGCUCCGCCGAGGGCCGAAGCCGCCGGAGCCGGAGCCGUCCCUCAGCCUGCCGCUCCUCCGCGAGGCCGGCCCCGACGAGCCGGACAAGACCGCCGAGAAGGCAACGCCAGCCCCCGCGCCGGCGCCGAUCUCGACAAAUCAAACGCCGGCGGCACCACCGCCGUCCCAGCAGCAACAGAACCUGCCUCCCAAGAUCCGCCUCUCCCCAUCUCAGCAGGCGGCGGCGGCGGCGCCCCCUCCCCCGCCGCCUCCGCCGCCGCCCCCUCCGGCUGCCGUCGCGGCCGACAGCCCGCGCCUGAACGCGGCCGGCAAGGUGGUGUUCAACGGGCUGGGGCGGAGCUCCAGCAGCCCGAGCAGCCUCGCCGGCGGGCGGCGCGGGCACCGCGCAGGGGGCGCCAUGGAGCGGUCCUACUCGGCGCACGUCCGCGUGGCGCCCGUGCUCAACGUGCCCGUCUACUCCCUCCGUGGCUCCCGCAAGUCGGUCUCCGUGUUCGGCAUCGACCGCCUCUUCUCCCCGGCCGCCGCCGCCUCCUCGUCGGGAGCCCCCUCCGCCGCCGGCGGGGCCAAGAAGAACAAGGCCGCGAAGAAGGACGUGCCCGCCGCCGCCGCUCCUCAGUAACAUCUUGUUACCACGGCCAUUGACGAGCUCGCUGUUCCGUCGAAAUCAACCUGGUGCUUGAUGAUCUAGCGACGCGUGAUCAGGGGGUUAGCGAGGGUGUUUCUUGCGGACAAAACGGGUGGUUAAUCUGGCGUGUAAAUACAGGCGCGAGUGUUGAGGCCCAGAUCUUUAACCGUAAACAUAAAAAAUGUCACAUCAAAUAUUUUAACACAUGCAUGAAAUACUAAAUAAAAUUUAUUUAUAAA